Gastrolobium bilobum is the source of this 1716-nucleotide messenger RNA. RefSeq lists its product as uncharacterized. Gene Ontology annotation, molecular function: nucleic acid binding. The record is from RefSeq and is a predicted model, not a curated record. The transcript is spliced from 3 exons. Gene Ontology annotation, biological process: DNA integration. The annotation marks the transcript as partial. Lineage: Eukaryota; Viridiplantae; Streptophyta; Magnoliopsida; Fabales; Fabaceae.
UACCGGAGGAUGCCUUUCGGUUUAUGCAAUGCUCCUGCCACAUUUCAAAGGUGCAUGCUUUCCAUUUUUUCUGAUAUGAUAGAAGAAUGCAUUGAAAUUUUUAUGGAUGAUUUCUCUGUAUUUGGUUCUGAUUUUGAUGUAUGUCUAGGGAAUUUAGAUUCUGUUUUGAAAAGAUGUCAAGACUGUAAUUUGGUUUUGAACUGGGAGAAGUGCCACUUUAUGGUGACAGAAGGUAUAGUUCUUGGACACAAGGUUUUUCUUGGUCAUGCAGGAUUUUAUAGGCGGUUUAUAAAAGAUUUUUCAAAAAUUGCUAAGCCCUUAUGCAAGUUAUUAGUUAAGGAUCAAGAAUUUCUGUUUGAUGAUGAAUGUUUGCAUGCAUUUCAUGUUUUAAAAGAAAAGUUGACCACUGCACCUAUCAUGAUGGCACCUGAUUUUUCAUUACCAUUUGAAUUAAUGUGUGAUGCCAGUGACUAUGCCGUAGGAGUGGUAUUGGGCCAAAGAGUGAAUAAAUUGUUGCAUGUCAUUUACUAUGCCAGUAAGAUCUUAAAUGAUGCACAAAAGAAUUAUGCUACUACAGAAAAAGAAUUACUGGCUAUUGUGUAUGCAUUUGACAAAUUCAGGCCAUAUCUGUUAGGAUCAAAAGUUAUUGUUUACACUGACCAUGCAGCUUUAAAGUAUUUGUUGAGCAAGCAGGAUGCUAAACCCAGAUUGCUCCGCUGGUUGUUACUGUUGCAAGAGUUUGAGGUAGAAAUCAAGGACAAAAAGGGAGUUGAAAAUUUGGUGGCUGAUCACUUAUCCAGGAUUACAGAAAAAGAGCUUCAAGAAGGGCCGGAAGUAGUGAUCAGAGAAGAGUUUCCUGAUGAACAUGUUUUGGCAAUAUGUGCUGUAACAGAGAUGGUUGGGGAUAAAGUCUUAUCUAUAAGCACACCACCAUGGUUUGCUGAUUUUGCCAACAAUAAAGCUGCUGGAUUGAUGCCUAAGGAUUUAACAUGGCAACAGAGGAAGAAAUUUCUGCAUGAUAUCUUUGAUGUUUGGGGUAUGGAUUUUAUGGGACCUUUCCCUUCUUCCUACUCUAACAAGUAUAUAUUGGUGGCAGUUGAUUAUGUUUCCAAAUGGGUUGAGGCUAUAGCUACACCAACCAAUGAUUCCAGGGUGGUGAUUGCUUUUCUGAGAAAGAAUAUAUUUUCAAGAUUUGGAGUCCCUAGAGCUAUCAUUAGUGAUGGGGGCACUCAUUUUGAUAAUAGGAUGGUGGAGUAUGCCUUGGCUAAGUAUGGAGUGAGGCACAAAAUAAGCACUCCAUAUCACCCACAGACUUGUGGUCAGGUUGAGAUUUCCAACAGGGAAUUGAAGAGAAUAUUGGAGAAGACUGUUGGGAAUGCUAGGACCCAGUGGUCCAAGAAACUUGAUGACACCUUAUGGGCAUACAGGACCGCUUUCAAAACUCCUAUUGGGAUGUCUCCAUUUCAGUUGCUGUUUGGAAAAGCAUGCCAUUUGCCAGUUGGAUUGGAGCACAAGGCUUUGUGGGCUGUGAGAUAUCUGAAUUUUGAUUCCAAAGCAGCGGGACAGAAAAGAUUAUUACAACUGGAUGAAUUGGAUGAGUUUCGUUUGUCUGCUUAUGAAAGUGCCAGUUUGUAUAAGGAAAAGACAAAGCUAUGGCAUGAUAGGAAGAUCACACCUAGAGACUUCAAGGUAGGGGAUCAAGUACUUCUGUUCAAU